Labrus bergylta (ballan wrasse) is the source of this 2455-nucleotide messenger RNA. NCBI's taxonomy places the organism in Eukaryota, Metazoa, Chordata, Actinopteri, Labriformes, Labridae. The record is from RefSeq and is a predicted model, not a curated record.
GCCCAGCAUCAGGCUACGAUGAGUAUAACCAGUGACGAAGUCAACUUCUUGGUCUACAGAUAUCUCCAAGAAUCAGGUUUCUCUCACUCAGCAUUCACCUUUGGCAUCGAGAGCCACAUCAGCCAGAGUAACAUCAAUGGAACACUAGUGCCCCCUGCAGCCCUCAUCUCCAUCCUGCAGAAAGGGCUUCAGUAUGUGGAGGCAGAAAUCAGCAUCAAUGAGGACGGUACAGUCUUUGAUGGUCGGCCAAUCGAGUCGCUGUCUCUCAUCGACGCGGUGAUGCCGGACGUGGUGCAGACGCGGCAGCAGGCCUUCAGAGACAAGUUAGCCCAGCAGCAGGCGGCCUGCGCCAUGUCGGCCUCGACCUCCGGACACCAGACCAACGCACCAAAAAAUGGAGAAGCCACCUUCAACGGGGAGGAGAACGGCACCCACAACAUGAAUAACCACAGUGAGCCGAUGGAGAUGGAUGGAGACGUGGAGAUACCAGCGAGUAAAGCCACCGUGCUCCGAGGUCAUGAGUCUGAAGUGUUCAUCUGUGCCUGGAACCCCGUCAGUGAUCUGCUGGCCUCAGGUCGGGGGGACUCCACGGCCAGGAUCUGGAACCUGAACGAGAAUAAUAAUUCCAAUUCCACCCAGCUGGUUCUGCGCCACUGUAUCCGAGAAGGAGGUCAGGACGUCCCCAGCAACAAGGACGUCACUUCACUGGACUGGAACAGCGACGGGACUCUCCUAGCAACAGGCUCUUAUGACGGAUUUGCCAGAAUAUGGACAAAGGACGGAAAUCUGGCGAGCACCUUGGGGCAGCACAAAGGGCCCAUAUUUGCUCUCAAGUGGAACAAGAAGGGGAACUCAAUUCUCAGUGCUGGUGUAGAUAAGACGACAAUCAUUUGGGACGCUCAUACAGGAGAGGCCAAGCAGCAGUUUCCCUUCCACUCAGCUCCAGCCCUGGAUGUGGACUGGCAGAACAACACGACCUUCGCCUCCUGCAGCACAGACAUGUGUAUCCACGUGUGUCGGCUUGGCAGCGACCGGCCUCUGAAGACCUUCCAGGGACACACGAAUGAAGUUAACGCCAUUAAGUGGGAUCCAUCGGGCAUGCUGCUGGCCUCCUGCUCAGACGACAUGACCUUAAAGAUUUGGAGUAUGAAGCAGGAGUCUUGUGUCCACGAUCUCCAGGCUCAUAGUAAAGAAAUCUACACCAUUAAAUGGAGCCCCACAGGCCCGGGCACAAACAACCCCAACUCCAACAUCAUGCUGGCCAGCGCCUCUUUCGACUCGACAGUUCGGCUUUGGGAUGUCGAGCGGGGGGUCUGCAUUCACACGCUCACUAAGCACCAGGAACCCGUGUACAGCGUGGCCUUCAGCCCGGACGGUAACCACCUGGCCAGCGGCUCCUUUGACAAGUGUGUCCACAUCUGGAACACCACGACUGGAGCCUUGGUGCACAGCUACAGGGGCACCGGGGGGAUUUUUGAGGUUUGCUGGAACAGCACUGGAGACAAAGUCGGUGCCAGCGCAUCAGACGGCUCGGUUUGUGUUCUUGAUCUCCGAAAAUAGCCGCCUUGAGACUUUGAUGAUGUAUCCUGGAACGUGCAGCAAAUUGCCUUCUUCUGCCGUCAGCAAACAAACUGUCACUGCUCAAAGAGACAAAGAGAGCUGUGGAGUGAACCUGCAGCAGCUUCUGAGGAGGUGCAGACAACAUCUACCUGCUGAUGUGUGUUUUAUGAAACACCUCAAAUCAGUUCAGAGAUCCCCAAGACUGGACUGAAUCCAUCUCCCUGGGUGCAUCCAUGUUUCAGAAGGUUUCUAACGAUGACGUGCUGUGAUCCCGCCGGGCCCCGGUACAGCUGUUAUCGGGUUGUAAGGGUGGAAACGCAAAGAUGAGUUUUAUAUGAAGAGAGAGAGAGAAGUGCAAAUGAGACAGGUGAAAGGUAAGAAGAUUUAAAAGAAAGGCUGUGGUUUUUAAAUUCCUCUGAGAAAAUGUUAUUUCAUGUUCAAGAGUAACAUCAACACUGAAGCACUAGUACUGUCUGCUAACCGGCUUCUUCUUCUCAGUGGAUUCAACAGUACUUCUAGUUUUUUUUGUUUUUUUUUGCAUCUAUUUUCCACAGACAGACUUUUUGAAAGUGAAAGUUGAAUGUGCCGCUGAGACGUAGUUUCACAUCAGGUCAACUCGAGGAAAAACCUGCCAAGACACAGAGCUCCCAAACUGAACCGCCUAGCUCACCUGAGAUUACAGAAACGAUGUGAGGAGUUUACAAAGAGAAUUUUCUCCCCUCUUUUUGGAUGUAAAUUUUAAGAAUGUAAAGAAAUGUAAAUUAGAUACACAGACUUAUAUACUGUGUAUAUGUUUAUAUACAGUACACUUUCUGGUAAUCCUGUAGGGGCUCAUUAAUGACUAGAGCUGUCAAAUCUUUACUGAUAACAUGGACAAGAACGCUUUUUAAACCAA